Molecule: messenger RNA, 2839 nt
Organism: Zingiber officinale
Lineage: Eukaryota; Viridiplantae; Streptophyta; Magnoliopsida; Zingiberales; Zingiberaceae
Product: serine/threonine-protein phosphatase BSL3-like
Exons: 14
Coding region: 185-2293 (702 amino acids)
Biological process (GO): brassinosteroid mediated signaling pathway
Molecular function (GO): phosphoprotein phosphatase activity; protein binding
Source: RefSeq, a predicted model, not a curated record
UUCUCUCAAAUCAAAUUCCUUAUCCAUUUUAGUUUGAUUUAGCAAACUGUGGAAAGUUUGCAGUCAAUCUUGGGAAAUUAUUUUCAAGCCAAGCCUGAUUGUUGUUUAUCCGAACAGAAAUAAAAUUUUUCUUUGUUCUUAUUUGUAUCUGAAGAGUUAUUUUGAUCACUGUUCUAGAUUUAACAUGUUAUUCCUUCAGCCUCUAUCAAGUGCAUAUGGUCUUGCAAAACAUAGGGAUGGUCGUUGGGAAUGGGCUAUUGCUCCUGGAGUUUCUCCAUCUCCAAGAUACCAGCAUGCUGCUGUUUUUGUCAAUGCUAGACUUCAUGUCUCUGGAGGAGCUCUUGGUGGUGGACGUAUUGUAGAAGACUCUUCAAGCAUUGCUGUGCUUGACACUGCUGCUGGAGUUUGGUGUGAUACCAAGUCUGUUGUUACAAGUCCCAGAAAAGGGCGAUAUAGUUCUGAUGCAGCUGGUGGAGAAUCGUCUGUUGAGCUGACAAGGCGUUGUAGACAUGCGGCUGCUGCAGUUGCUGAUAAAGUUUUUAUUUAUGGAGGAUUACAUGGCGGGAUGCUUCUUGAUGACCUACUUGUUGCGGAAGAUUUAGCUGCUGCUGAAACAAGUGCUGCUUCCCACAUUGCUUCUUCAGGUUCCACUGCAAAUGUACAAAUAGGAGGAUCACCAGGAAGAUACAUGUUCUCUGAUGAAAGAUCAAGGCAAGCUACUCCUGAAAAAGUUCCUGAUGGUGCAGCGGCGAUGGCUCCUUCAGUGUCUCCUCCUGUCAAUGGGGAUAUGUGCACCAACAUGAGCCCCGACAACACCAUGCUUCAAGGACCAAGAUUGAACAAAGGUGUUGAGUAUUUAGUAGAAGCAUCAGCAGCAGAAGCUGAGGCAAUUAGUGCUGCUUUAGCUGCUGCCAAGGCACGACGAAUUAAUGGCGAGCAUUUACCUGAUCAAGCCUAUGAUUCAGAGUCUACUCCACGUGGAAAACAACUCCCAAGUCUCAUAUCAGAUCCUUCACUUUCAAAUGGUACAUCUUCAGUUGGGGUUCGAUUACAUCAUAGAGCGGUGGUUGUAGCAGCUGAGACAGGAGGUGCAUUGGGUGGUAUGGUCAGGCAGCUCUCAAUUGAUCAGUUUGAAAAUGAAGGCAGAAGGGUCAGCUAUGGCACACAGGAGAAUGCAACUGCAGCUAGGAAACUAUUAGAUCGUCAAAUGUCUAUUAAUAGUAUACCCAAAAAGGUUGUUGCUCAUCUUCUGAAACCACGUGGUUGGAAACCCCCUGUACGCAGGCAGUUCUUCUUAGAUUGUAAUGAGAUCUCUGAGCUUUGUGAUAGUGCUGAAAGAAUAUUCACUAGUGAGCCAACUGUUCUACAAAUUAAAGCUCCUGUCAAAAUCUUUGGUGAUUUACAUGGUCAGUUUGGGGAUCUCAUGCGCUUGUUUGAUGAGUAUGGUGCUCCUUCAACGGCAGGGGACAUUUCUUAUAUUGAUUAUCUCUUUUUGGGUGAUUACGUUGAUCGUGGCCAACAUAGCCUGGAAACUAUUACUCUUCUCCUUGCAUUGAAGAUUGAAUAUCCACAUAAUAUACAUUUAAUUCGUGGAAACCAUGAGGCAACAGACAUUAAUGCUUUAUUUGGGUUUCGUACCGAGUGCAUCGAGAGAAUGGGAGAACAAGAUGGAAUCUGGGCAUGGCACCGUAUUAACAAAUUGUUUAAUUGGUUGCCUUUAGCUGCUUUAAUUGAGAAGAAAGUUAUCUGCAUGCAUGGUGGUAUUGGCCGUUCCAUAAAUCAUGUAGAACAGAUCGAAAACCUUCAACGACCUAUCACAAUGGAAACUGGCGCAAUAGUUCUUAUGGAUCUGCUAUGGUCUGAUCCAACAGAGAACGACAGUGUUGAGGGGUUAAGACCAAAUGCUAGGGGGCCUGGCUUGGUUACUUUUGGGCCUGACCGAGUUAUUGAGUUCUGCAAUAAUAAUGACCUCCAGUUGAUAGUAAGGGCACAUGAGUGUGUCAUGGAUGGUUUUGAACGAUUUGCUCAGGGUCAUUUAAUCACUCUUUUCUCUGCAACUAACUAUUGUGGAACAGCAAAUAACGCGGGGGCAAUUUUGGUUUUGGGACGAGAUCUCGUGGUUGUCCCAAAGCUAAUUCAUCCCUUACCUCCUGCCUUCCAUUCACCUGAAAUAUCACCGGAGCGUCAUAUUGAGGAUACAUGGAUGCAAGAAAUUAAUGCCAACAGACCAGCCACGCCUACCCGAGGCAGACCUCAAGUGGCAAAUGAUCGAGGUUCUCUAGCCUGGAUAUAAUAAUCAUCCCAAAUAUGGUAUACUAAUUCCCCUCCUGUGAACUGAGGUUCCUGGUGGUUCAGCUGUUGGACCUACUCUUUCGAACAAGAAGCUGGGUUUAUAAACUGGCCAUCAAAAUUCGUAAAGCUCUUAGAUAUUUCAACAUGUAAAGUUGAUUGAAAGUUGCUUACCGACGUGUUUGGAGUUUUCACCAUGUAACUUAACAUGUGAAUUGGCCAGUUUACUGUACCAGGAAAGUGAUCGGAGGUUGCCCCAGUUGACACAAGCUUCGCCACUGUAUAUUCUGCUGCUUGAUAGGUGACUAUAUGUAUUGCGUCGGCAGUUGUAAAUCGCCAAUAGUGUUUUUGUGGUAGUUAUUCUUUCCUUGUCGAGACAAACCGAGGUUAACAAUUACUAUGAGCCAUGUAUAAUAACAGUCUUUUCCCUUAUUGCACUUCCGUCGCUGUAAUUUCUUUGGUGAUUUUGUGUACAAGUUUUGAGCAUAACGUGUAAUUGAUAAGGAUGCGUUGGUUUGCAAGAAUAUGGAUUUGAUUGAUUUUUUAUUCA